Messenger RNA from Mitosporidium daphniae, 547 nucleotides. RefSeq lists its product as uncharacterized. The record is from RefSeq and is a predicted model, not a curated record. Lineage: Eukaryota; Fungi; Microsporidia. The annotation marks the transcript as partial. The transcript is spliced from 3 exons.
GUCGACGCUUUUGCACGACAUCUCUUCAUUGACUGGAAAACUCCGGUACAUUUUUUUGAAUGGUCAGGAGAUCAACAAACAGAUUAUUUCGUUGAAAGCCAGAAUUGAGGAGAUCAAUUCGGUGGAAAGUUAUAUUGAAAAAGCGUCGACAUCUUUUGUCGAAAAGUUCUCCACCUUUGAGGCAAUUGUGAACAAGAACAGCGAAUCCUACAACAAGUACAAGAAAGAAGUAGACCAGGUAAGUCUAAUGCAAUCAGAACGCCAAAGCCUCAAUGAGACUUGCGAAAAGCUUUGCAAUGAAUAUGAACAAUGCCUGCAAGAGCGCAAGUUAAAAAGGCUGGAAUUCGAUGAAAAAUCCAAAACAAUGCUUUCUUUGGUUGAUUAUCAGGCUACCAGAAAUGGCUCAAUAGAGAAGGCGACAUUAAAAAAGAAGCAAAUGGAAAAUUUGUGCUACACACUGCAAGCCCAAAGAAACAAUGCCACCAACCUGCUCAGAAAAUAUAAACACUGCAUGGAGGUUGAGGAUAUCCAAAAAUUGGGGCUUUAA